UAGCCAUCCCUAUGGUCUGUUCGAACGAGCCAAUCUCAUGUGCGCUUGGAGAUCGGAGGUGAUACCGGACACUAUGAGUUGGAAAUACCUUCGUCGUCGACACAUGAAUACAAGGAUUCUCACAAGGCGGUGGGGAACGGAUGCAAUUCAAUUUAAGAAAAUCGAUCUCUUUCGACCUCCCCACGCUUUCAACUUCUAUCUGUCAGGAUGCCUACGGCCAAGGUCGAGUCGAGUACCGGAAAGAUUGCGUUUAACUACACAAUAUCGACACCCUCAGCUUCGUCGGCUACGUCUAUCGAUAAAUGUCUACCGACGUUGCUGUUCAUCCAUGCGAUUUACUACGGACAACAGAUCUUUCAACGACAGUUUGAGGACCCGCAGAUAAGAAGAUUCAACUGCGUUGCGUUGGACCUUAGACUACAUGGUCUGACGACGAGCGACGAAAUUCCCGAAGGCUACAGUGCGAGGGAGGCUGCUGAAGACGUCUCGUUAUUUAUGGACGAGAUCGAUUUACCCGCCUGCCACAUCGUGGGCUUGUCGGUGGGCACCAUGGUGGCGAUCAGCCUCGCUGUCUACUACCCCAACAAAGUCGCUUCUCUUUUCCUCGUGUCGCCGCUGGGGCUGGAGGAGCCAGCAGAUAUCGCUGAUGGCCGGCGGGAAGUAGUAGAGUGCUGGAAGGGAGCUUUCAAGACAGACGAACUCGAUAUGGCGUCCGUCUCUGACUCAUUUUACGGCAUCCAGCAAUUAUCUUUCAGUAACAAACCCAGCAGAUUAGCGAAGGCGCUCGACGCUAUCACACUGCCUUUAAUCUUGAAGAAGUGUGUUCCGGAGACCUUUAAGCAGUACGACAGAGGUGCAAUGGAUUUUUUAAUCAAACGAAAGGAGUAUACCAAGGACCAGCUUUCUCGGAUACGCGUCCCUGUCAAAUUGGUCCAUUGCCUCGGAGAUAUCGCAUACCCCCAAGAAUACUCAGAAAGGUUCAUGCAGCAGCUGAAGGACGCUGCAGUCACGGUUAGCCUGGCUACGAUACCAGAUGCUCCACACUUUGGCGUUGCUACGCAUGGAGAUGUUGUUAACCCAUUACUCCAUGAUUUUAUUCUAAGUAGUUGCAGGACUUCCGUUCCGCUAGCACCCCGAGAAGUCAGUUCUCCGUGGGAGGCGGAGUUGGUGAGGGUUGGUUGGAAGAAGGGUGGGGACGACCCUGAGGACGAUUCUGAGGACGAUUAGGACUGGUUCACUAAUCAUACCCCCCCCCCCCCCCUUUUUUUUGGCUUUUAGGUACAGAUUGUUAAUAAUGUAUAGUGAAAUGUAUGUGCGUCAGACCUGUG
Messenger RNA from Desarmillaria tabescens, 1328 nucleotides. Its product is annotated as alpha/beta-hydrolase. The record is from RefSeq and is a predicted model, not a curated record. The coding region runs from base 208 to 1227 and encodes 339 amino acids. Lineage: Eukaryota; Fungi; Basidiomycota; Agaricomycetes; Agaricales; Physalacriaceae. The transcript is spliced from 6 exons.